AUGCUCGGGACGGAGAUGGACCUGCAGCGAGUGGACAACAGCACAGUCGCCGUGGAGACGGUGCUGAAGUCCUGGCUCCAGGCCCAGGGGGGCGACCGGGAGCAGCUGAACCUCGUCCUGCCCGGGGGGGCGGACAGAGACAGCCCAGUAUACAUAAAGUGUGACGUGCAGGAACGUCUGCUAAGCCCCGCCCUCCUCCCGCUGACCCUAAACAUUGGCCCAAAGACCGAGAGCGCCGGAGAUCUCCCGCCCCCUGCCAAGGGUUCGGCCAAUCAAAACCCUCCGCCGCCAAGACUCACAGCCGUCAAGACUCUGCGCAUGGAGGGCGUGUGUGAGAGCGUGAUGUACGGCCUGCCCAUGGUACUGAGGCCCACCUCCUGCUGGCAGCUGGACUGGGAUGAGUUGGAGAGCAACCACGAUCUGUUCCACGCCCUUUGUCACACACUCAGGAGCCGGGAUCUGUUCCUGCUGGUGAGGUCCGAUACGGCCCGUAGUCCUGCCGCCCCCCGCCCAGGCCUCCAGGCCCACUACGUCCUCCAGGCCUCCCCGUUCUCCUCCCUCCUCCUGAAGCCGGUGGUCUCCAGGGAGCUGCUGCUGCCCUGCCCCCUGCCCACGUCCGCCCAGGACCCCCGGCCUGACACCCUGCACGCCAUACAGGGCAGUCUGGCCCAGCUUGAUGAAGACAGUGUGUUCAACCCUCUGUCUGUGAAUAGUAACCUGUACCAGCACCUCAAGAACCGGGCCCUUCUCUCUCGACCCAAGUACCCCUACAGAGUACCUCAAGCGGCCAGAAGAGACCAGCCUCUCCCACCAGAGGGCGCCAAAGCCUCACACAUGAGGCCGCCCAGACAGCAGGGUCACCUGGGCCCCCCCCCCACCCACAAGGUCAGAGCCACGGUGGCCCCCCUCCCGUCCUCGUCCUCCUUCGCCUCCUGCCAGGGGCCCCCUCCCUCCAAGGCGUCCCGCCCGGCCCUCACCUUCCUCAGCAGCGGGGGCCGGGCCCCUAGGGCGCCCCCUGUGUCCUACACUGAAGAGGAGCGCGACCCAGAGGAAGAGGAGGACUUUCUAAUGCCUCUGUGAAGGGGGAAACACACAACACACGCAUGUGUCUGUGUCUGUGUGCGUGUACGUGUGCGUGUGUGUGAGAACGCACAGAUCUGACAGAGACAGAACCCACGCAGUGUUCGGUGUGAAGCCUUUUAUAUCCUGAGCCACCGCUUCAAAGAGCUUUUCUCUUACUGUUAGAAAAGACCUCAGAACUGGCUCGCGUACACACACACACACACAUACACAUAAACACACACACUCGCACAAACACACGUACACAUGCACACAUACGCACCUGCGGUUUCACACACGAGUAUGCAGGCAUGCGCACAUAAACACACAAAAAACACGCACGCACACACUCACGCGCACACACACGCUCAAACACACAAACAAGCGUGCCAACUAGCCUCCUCUAAACUGUCUCCAUUGUUAACGUUUAUGAGUUAUUAAGUGGUUUGUAAAAAUCGCUUUGGAAGACUGUGGUUAGGGAGGCAGAGAUAUGUGUUAACAUGCACACACACACACACGCUUAUAGACAGCAUACAAACUAUUACACAGACACACACGCUUACAGUCAGCACACACACACAACCACGCUUAUAUAUCAACACGCACACAUAAUGUGGUUGCAGUGUAUCUUGACGUGAACUGUGUGUGUGUGUGUGUGUGUGUGUGUGUGUGUGUGUGUGUGUGUGUGUGUGUGUGUGUGUGUGUGUGUGUGUGUGUGUGUGUGUGUGUGUGUCUGAGAAUUUUUUUUGCUGGGGCUUUUAAUUCGCUGAGGCAGCAAUACAAAAUCCUGAGUUUACUCAGACACACACACAAAUAAACACUCACACACACACACACACACACACACACAC
Gadus morhua (Atlantic cod) is the source of this 1910-nucleotide messenger RNA. RefSeq names its product meiosis 1 arrest protein. The coding region runs from base 1 to 1080 and encodes 359 amino acids. Gene Ontology annotation, biological process: meiosis I; male meiosis chromosome separation; spermatogenesis. The transcript is spliced from 8 exons. The record is from RefSeq and is a predicted model, not a curated record. Lineage: Eukaryota; Metazoa; Chordata; Actinopteri; Gadiformes; Gadidae.